AUAAGCGAGGCUUUUCGUUUGGCGGUAGUCCAUCGUGUUGUCUCGGAAAACAAGAACGACGAACAGAAUGUCUGAUCAAAUAGCGAAAGGGGACGAUUUUCAAAGGCGAGCUGAAAAGAAACUCAAGGGUUGGGGUUUAUUUGGUUCCAAGCAUGAAGACGCCGCCGAAUUGUACGAAAAAGCUGGCAAUUUUUACAAACUUGGCAAAUCCUGGGAUAAAGCUGGGGCAGUAUAUGUCAAAUUGGCUGAAUGUUAUUUGAAGAUGGAUAGCAAACAUGAAGCUGCAAAUGCUUAUGCGGAUGCAGCUCAUUGCUAUAAGAAAACAAAUACUGCAGAGUGUGUAUCUCAUCUGGAGAAAGCAUUAAAUUUAUUCAUGGAAAUUGGAAGGCUCAGCAUGUCUGCAAGGUACUGUAAGGAAAUUGCAGAAUUAUAUGAACAGGAAGAAAACUUGAAGCAAGCUAUGGUUUACUAUGAUAAAGCAGCUGAUCUGUAUCAAGGUGAAGAAGUGAACACGUCUGCAAAUCAGUGCAAUCUGAAAAUUGCACAAUUUGCUGCUCAACUGGAACAAUAUCAAAAAGCAAUUGACAUAUUUGAAAACAUAGCACGGCAGUCACUCAACAAUAACUUGCUGAAGUAUGGUGUUAAAGGGCAUCUGUUAAAUGCUGGCAUUUGCCAACUAUGUAAAGGUGAUGUUGUUGCAAUUACAAACGCAUUGGAUAAAUAUCAGGACAUGGAUCCAACAUUUUCAGGAUCACGUGAGUACAGAUUGCUGGCGGAUUUGGCUGCUUCGAUUGAUGAGGAAGAUGUGGUUAAGUUCACCGAUGCUAUCAAAGAAUACGAUAGCAUGACUAAACUGGAUGCAUGGAAGACCACCCUUCUGUUGAGAGUGAAGGAUUUGCUGAAAGCCAAGGAGAUGGAAGAGGAUGAUCUUACUUGAGACUCAUCUCCAAUUUAUUGUCAUCACUUCAUUUGUUUAUUAUUCAUGACUACAUGUGUGUGUGUGUGUAUUGCUUGGAUUCACCUCCCAUAUUCUUUUAGCUUGUUAAUAGAUUCAUAUUGAAGCAUUUAAACAUCUCUUACCUUUUUCUUCUUGUCUGUUGAUA
Cynara cardunculus var. scolymus (artichoke) is the source of this 1103-nucleotide messenger RNA. Its product is annotated as alpha-soluble NSF attachment protein-like. Gene Ontology annotation, cellular component: SNARE complex; vacuolar membrane. The transcript has 9 exons. Gene Ontology annotation, molecular function: soluble NSF attachment protein activity; syntaxin binding. NCBI's taxonomy places the organism in Eukaryota, Viridiplantae, Streptophyta, Magnoliopsida, Asterales, Asteraceae. The record is from RefSeq and is a predicted model, not a curated record. Gene Ontology annotation, biological process: intracellular protein transport; SNARE complex disassembly. Bases 68 to 937 code for a protein of 289 amino acids.